Messenger RNA from Selaginella moellendorffii, 501 nucleotides. RefSeq names its product heavy metal-associated isoprenylated plant protein 35. The transcript is spliced from 3 exons. Lineage: Eukaryota; Viridiplantae; Streptophyta; Lycopodiopsida; Selaginellales; Selaginellaceae. Bases 25 to 420 code for a protein of 131 amino acids. The record is from RefSeq and is a predicted model, not a curated record. Gene Ontology annotation, molecular function: metal ion binding.
UAACAAACUUGAGGGGAGUGUCCAAUGGGAUCGGACAAGAAGAAAAAGGAUGGCGAUAAGAAGAAGCCAGAGAUCGAAGUGAAGCCAACAAAGGUCAUAGAGCUCAAGGUGGGACUUCACUGCAAAAAAUGCGUGCAAAAGAUCCUUUCAAGCCUCACCCAAAUGCGAGGUGUUUCGAGGAUCGACACGGACCUGGAGAAGAACAAAGUGACCGUCACGGGAACAGUGGAGGAGAAAGAAAUCGUCAAGAAAAUCGGAAAGCUUGGAAAGAUCGCAGAGCCUUGGAAGGAGAGCUCCAAGUCCAAGUCCGCCGCCGCCUCUGCUGCCGCCGCUGGGCUGAAGUUCAUGAUCAAGGAAGAUCAGCCCGGGAUCAAGUUUGUUGUUGUCAAGGACCAGCCCUCAAACUGUGCGCUCAUGUAGAAAUCCUACAAAAGCGACCAAGAAUGUAUGAACUUGAAUAGGCCGCAUAGGCCUACCUGUGAAAAAGAUAGCCGAUACUUC